Molecule: messenger RNA, 1704 nt
Organism: Osmerus eperlanus (European smelt)
Lineage: Eukaryota; Metazoa; Chordata; Actinopteri; Osmeriformes; Osmeridae
Gene: usp18
Product: ubiquitin specific peptidase 18
Exons: 10
Coding region: 137-1177 (346 amino acids)
Biological process (GO): protein deubiquitination
Cellular component (GO): cytosol; nucleus
Molecular function (GO): cysteine-type deubiquitinase activity
Source: RefSeq, a predicted model, not a curated record
UCUGUGCGUAGUCCUACAUGGGGUGUCGCUCCGGGUUUAAAGGAUAUGCAACGUCCCUGAGUAUCGGUUUACAUACGUGUCUGCCACCGCGCUGUGUAAUAGAAUUCACAGAUUGUGAUGUUGUUUAUUAAAUACUAUGGCAGGCAGUGGUCAAUCAAGGUAUUAUCGGUCGUAUUCUCUUGGAUCACAUCUGAUUAAUAGAACACAAGGCAUACGAGGGCUCGUGAACUAUGGUUUUUCCUGCUGUGUAAAUGCAUUGCUGCAGAGUUUCUGUGCCACCUGGGAACUGGUAGACAUACUUGACAAGUGGAAUCCACUGCAUGUUGAAAAUAAGAACCGCAAUGUACCCCUGCAGCUAAAAGAAGUGUUCAAAGCCAUGCAGAGUGACCACUCACAACCAGUCUCCCAUCAUGACUUCCUGAAAUGUCUGGACAAGAAUCGCAUUCGCCUUUAUGUGCAGCAUGAUGCGGAUGAGGUAUUCCUCUUGAUUCUGAACUUCUUACAACGACAGAUGGACGAGGACACCUUGGUGCAGGCGAUCCUCUCCCUGUACAAGGUUUCACUAGAGACAGUCCUGCACUGUAGAGAUUGCACAUACAUCCAGUCCUAUACCAGCUUCCUUCUCAGCCUCCCACUACACAUCAAAGAAGACCACAACUCUUUGGAAGAUUGCAUUAAGUCCUUCUUUGAGCCUGAGGUUCUAAGAGAUACUGAGAAGUGCUAUUGUGAACAGUGUGGAAUGAAGACAUGCGCUACACGGGGUUUCAAGAUAAUCUCAUUGCCCCCUAUUUUGUGCCUGCACUUGAAGAGAUUCCGCAGCUAUCAUGACUAUACCAAGAAGUUGCAGUGCAAAGUCACUUUCCCCGAAACUUUUGAUUUUUUGGAGAUUGUGAAAGAAGAGACACUGUCACAAAAAUAUGUUACGAAUGGCAGCAAGUACAGUUUGUGUGCUGUCAUCGUGCAUAUUGGUAUUGCCAGGUUUGGGCACUACACUGCCUAUGUUCAUCAUAAGGGGGACCAGAGCUGGUACUAUGCAAAUGACAGCUCUGUGCGGAAGGUCUGUUGGAGUGAUGUGCAGAGCUCUUAUGGAGGCGAUGGCAGAGAGAAGACUGCAUACAUGCUGCUGUACAGGAGAGACACACAGGAACAGCAGUUUGAUGGCACAGAAACCCUGUGACUUUAGAAAACAGGGGCCCUAUGUAAAGGGACUUUCAGAUGGCGGUCCUCUUGUACACUAAUUUAAUUUAGGUUAUCAUGUAAUGGUAUCUUUUUUAUGUAUUAUGCUAAUGUAUUUAGACUCACUAAAAUCAGAGAGAAUUAUGUCAUAUUUAAAUAUUUGUACCACAAUCUUAUGAUUUUAUUGUUGUACAGGGGAGAUUACUGGUAACAUAUAGAGUUAUGGCCAAGCCAUUUUGGAGUCAGAGCAGAACAGUUUCAAAUGUACCACUAGGUGGACACAAAGACUUUUAAAACAAAGAGUUGCUCUGUAAUUUCUGACACCACAUAUUGAGACAGUUCUAAGACACUGCUGAGUUUAAUAUUUAGUGUGUGUGGUGCAAUAGGUCAUUUUGGAGGUAGAUAUUUGCAUUUUAAUUGAUUGGAAAUGUGUGACUCAUUGUCUUUUAACUGUGGGCACAUCUUUUGGUUGAGGUGCUCUUUUUUGGUUUCAUUCACUGUCCAAAGCAAUAAAAAACAUUCCUGGCA